This is a messenger RNA of Suillus plorans, 2028 nucleotides long. RefSeq lists its product as uncharacterized. The transcript has 6 exons. The record is from RefSeq and is a predicted model, not a curated record. Bases 1 to 2028 code for a protein of 675 amino acids. NCBI's taxonomy places the organism in Eukaryota, Fungi, Basidiomycota, Agaricomycetes, Boletales, Suillaceae.
AUGCCUCGGACAAAGAUAAUCACCGGUGAUCAGCCUCGGUUGAACGACCAAGAGACAACCACACUGCAGUCCCAUGUUGAGGACUGGGAGAAGGCAAGUGGAACUGAGCAACGACAGAUUUUCAAAGUGGCCGCCAGAGAGGCAAAACUUUUCGCUCCAAAGAUGGACAAAGAGCUCUUGAAGCAACGAAAAGAGAGAUACAGGCAGUGGUUCUACAAUCACAAGAAACCCAAGAAAUGGACAGCCCGCCGAGUCAUCGAAGAGGAGCGGAAGGCCGACAUUCUUCAGCAAAUACAUGAAGAAAUUGAGGAGGAGACUGGGCAGAAGCCUGAGCAGAAAGAAGUCCUCAGAAGAUAUCAACCUACCAUGACGGCAAUCAUGAAAGGGCUCAACGAUGAUGAGUUGGAGGAAGCCCGGGCAAAGGCCGACCAGUGGACAAAUCAAGUGCCUGACCCUGUAGUCCAGGCCAAGACAGCUAAGAAGAAGGGUGCAAAAAAUGAUCAAGCACUUCGCCAAAGAGAUGUUUACUCAGGCCAGUAUGAGACUCUUUUUGAUAUGCUCGGUCGGUUGGUCAUUGUGCUUACAUGGUUUGGCAGGUUUGACUUCAAUGAACACCUCGGAAGAGGAUCCAGCUUCAUGAAAUGCAAGGACUGGCAGGUCAUCUUACCGGCAUGGGAAGAUUUUAUUGGUGAUGAAUUCGACCAGGAUCAAGACCAGGACGGCACACUGUUGGGAGGCACUCGCCGAGUCCCCAAGCCUCAUUACGAGUUCGACCUGGACCGUAUGGAUUUGCCGAUAUUGCCUGAUAUUAAGGGUGUCUCGCUUGAAGUCAAGAAGGCAAUGAUUCGGUCAUUCCUCACCAUUCAUUACAGAAUAUGUUGCGGAAAACGGAAGGUCCCAGUGCCAUGGAGUGACAUAAUGAAGGGGCAGUCACGGUUCAUCUCCAGCACAUACCUGCCAAAUGAUAUCAAGAUCACAGACCCAUCCAAAAUGCAACGGAAUGAAGCCAAUGCCUUGUUGGAAUGUUGGUUGGACCGACAAGACCACCAGGUUGGACUAAUGUUAAAGUUCAAAGCAUGGAUUGACGACAAGGGCAAGAUGCAUUCACCGGUCGGCGAAGGGUCUGAUGGGUCUGAUGCUGAUGCUGAUGAUGAGGGCUUAUGGCCCAGGCCAACUGCAAAGUCAUCGGCCGCCACUGCACUCUCAUCGGUCAGACUUCCAAAAAGGCCGCCGAGGUUCAUCAAACGGGCUCAUAUCGGUUCUGCCGAUGAAGACUCUAACAACACCGAUGCCUCCAACCGUGUGGAGAAAGAUGCAAUUACCGCACACAGUGACCAGGUGGGGCGCGAGUCAGAGUCAGAUGACCGACCGCGACCGAAGAGCUUGCGUAAGAGAGCUACAAUUGAGCCUGCCAUCAUCUCACUGCCAACAGACUUCGCACAAAUGGGCCGACCGGUGGUAGAGUUGGUCAGGAAAGUUACUCAUAACAGACAAGCCACUACUGCAGGCAGGACCGGCAUGCCCAUCGAACAGGUGACCGAGGGAUCAGCUGAUGAAAGUGGUGGCAACACUGCACCCAAAGCCGACUAUGACGCAAGUGGUGCUCAUCAUUGUGGCCAGCACAUUCGUAGCUUCGGCCCACAUUCAACUCGUCGGGGCAUGGAACAUCUUCUGGCAACACCAGUGGCAAAUGACCGGUUGACCAAGAAGACCAAGGCAACUAGGAAUAUAUCGCCCGCGGUAAAUGACGGGUUGCCGAAGAAAUCAUUUGCCACCAGAGACAGGUCACCGGCGGUGAAUGACUGGUUGCCCUCGCCUGCGGUAAAUGACCGGUUGCCGAAGAAAUCACUUGCCGCCAGAGACAGGUCACCGGCGGUGAAUGACCGGUCGCCCAAAAAGACCAAGGCUACCAGAUCGGCGGCUCGCUCGCUCUCUGAUGCACCAGCCAGGAGUACAAGGAGUAAGAUUGACAACGGGCUUGGCGCCCGAAUUCGACAAAAGCCCAAGAGAUAUGCCGACUAUGUGUAG